Mus pahari (shrew mouse) is the source of this 2811-nucleotide messenger RNA. RefSeq names its product distal membrane arm assembly complex 2 like (gene Dmac2l). The record is from RefSeq and is a predicted model, not a curated record. The transcript has 5 exons. The coding region runs from base 248 to 850 and encodes 200 amino acids. NCBI's taxonomy places the organism in Eukaryota, Metazoa, Chordata, Mammalia, Rodentia, Muridae.
GCUUGACUGGACGCCGGCGCUGUUCCACCAGAGAAGGCUGGGCGUACCGGGGUGACCUCUGGCUCCCGCGGCCUCUCCUUCGGCUACGCCUCCUGGUCGGUUGGCGACGCUGUGGCCCCGGAGCCGGGGGCUAAGCCACCUCCGGGCCCCUCACUGUCACUACCCGGCGUGAUUGCCCGCAGGUUUCUGGGCCCUUCGUGGGGCUCCUGGUUGGUGUCGUUCAUUCCACCACUGACUCGGCUUAUCAAUGAUGAUGUUUGGAAAAAUUUCGAGACAGCUCUGCAGCUUAAAGAAAAUCCCAUGGUCAUGUGACUCCAGAUACUUCUGGGAAUGGUUGAAUACAGUGUUUAAUAAAGUAGAUUAUGAACGCCUCAGGGAUGUUGGCCCUGACAGGGCAGCAUCUGAGUGGCUACUUCGGUGUGGAGCCAAAGUCCGCUACUGUGGCCACCAGAAGUGGCUCCAGGACUAUAACACACUCCCAGCAGGCUCUAUAGACAGAUACAAGAUUCAAGCAAUUGAUGCCACCGAUUCUUGUAUCAUGGACAUUGGCUUGGAUCACAUGGUGGACCUAGAACAUGUUGAAAAAAUAACACUAUGCAAGUGUCAUUAUAUUGAAGAUAACUGUUUGCAGAGGCUUAGUCAACUUGAAAAUUUACGAAAAAGCCUAUUGGAACUGGAAAUAAUUUCCUGUGGGAAUGUCACAGACAACGGCAUCAUUGCUCUGCGACAUUUUAGGAACCUCAAGUAUUUGUUCUUAAGUGAUCUUCCUGGAGUAAAAGAUAAAGAAUACCUUGCCCAAGUCCUUAAGACAGCACUGCCUUCUCUGGAACUAAAAUUAAACCUGAAGUAAAAUCCGUGUCUGCUUUCACUAUUAAGGAUCAUUUGAAAUUGCUGAUACUAGAUAGCUACAGAUAUUACAUAAUCACCAAUAGAACUGUGAAAAUGGUUCAGAAAUGAAGAAUGGAUGCCAGGAAGAGAAUAACUAAUCAAAAGUGACUCACUAAAGUUACUUAGUUGAAAGUGAGAAAUUAUGUACAUUGAAUCAUUUUUUAAAAAUACAGCAUAGCAUUUUAAUUCUAAUGUAUUUCUCAUUUAUAUAUAUGUAUAUAUUUCUUUAAACUGCAAUGCAAAUAUUCUUCCUUACAAUAAUUCAUACCACACUGAAGCAUGUUACUGUGAAUGUACAGUUAUGAAACCUGAAAGCUCAGGUAUAGACGCACUGCUAGAAUUCAUUGAACAGAGUUGUCGUGGCAUUGAGAACAGCAUGGAAUCCAUUGUACAGGGUUGUCGUGGCGUUGAGAGCAGCGUGCUGUAUUGCUUCCCAGGAUUUGCUUGCUUGCCCAAGCUCCUUCAUUGCUGCAUUCCUAGUCAUACAUAGUUUUAAAAAUACCCUUUCUCAGAAAGAGAGUUGCUGGCUACUCUGUCCUACUUUAAAGCCCGAGCUGCGUCCUGCUGGUUAAAACAGAAUGUGCAAUACUUAUCUACACCCAACUAGUUUUGCUGGUAAAACAGGAAACAGGCUACCUUACUCCCCAUCUGCUUCAAACAGGAAUGUGUGUUUGUUAGAUGCUAAUUUUGCUAUCUCUCAAAUACUUUGACUUCUACCUUCUAUGAACUCAAGGGAUAUAAAAAUAUAAAUACAAAAAUGAAUUUAAUUAAAAAAAACUGAUAAAGAAUACCAUAAGUAAAUGAAGGCUAGUCUUUAAUUUCUUAAUAUAGCUGCAAUUCCAUCAUUUUUAGUUGUGUGCUGUUUGGUGUGUAGGUUUCUGAAUAUAUGUUUGGAUGCCAGGUUGCUGAAUAUAAAUCUAACUAGGGAUGGCCUUUGGCAGGGCAGCAUUCGGGCAGAAAAAUGAGUGUUAGCUGUAUUUAGAACUAUGCUUAAAGAAAAGCACUCUAAUUCAUAGGAAAGUACAAGUCACACACAGCACAAGUCAGAAAACAGUAAUAAAAACAAAGACAAGGUAAAACACGGUAGACUGUCGUGUGUGGCGUGUGGUGACUCCACGGGGCGGGGGCAAGGUUUAUAGAAUGUUCCACUGAGGCUCAGCACACAUGCAAAAGACAAGCCCUUCCAUCUCGGGUUUGUUUCAGUGCUAUGUGCCCAGAGCAAACUCAUCAGGGUUUCAGUGACUUUGCUAGUCUAAUACGUUCUGUGAAACUGGAUAAAACAGGCACUUACAGACAUCCACUUUCAUCAAAUAUAUUUUUAUUGAUUUAAGGAGGAAAGUGCAAUUUUAAUGAUUCUCAGAAGUUAAUAUCCUUCCUUGUCAUUUAAAUCAUGGCUAUUUAAGAAGAAUUGAAUAAUCCUGGAGCUGUUAUUUAACCCACUGUCAGGUCUAUGGUAAAAACUGUAUGAAUUUAGGAAGCCUUAAUUUACCUUAGAGUAGCCAAGAAUAUUGAACAGAUAAUAGGAUUUAGUGAACUACAUAGCAGUAAGUGAUGGCAUGAAGUUAACGCAGGAAGGAAACAAGAGUGCAGAAGAAUUGUUCUGAAGGUGCAGUAAAACAGCUUUGAAAUCCAUGCCUGAGAGAGAACUCCUGCAAGCCAGCAGCACAUUGGCAGAAGAGUUAGUGAGAAACUGACGUGGGGCUAACAUUGCCUGUGUCCAGGGACAGGGGAGAAAACCUUUUCUAUUAGGAGUAAUAAGCUGGAGCCAGCAGCACAUUGGCAGAAGUGUUAGUGAGAAACCGACGUGGGGCUAACAUUGCCUGUGUCCAGGGACAGGGGAGAAAAACUUUUCUAUUAGGAGUAAUAAGUUAAAUCAAAGGUAAUUUUAAUUUUAACUCUCACUGUUUAAGACUGUGGGGCUGG